CUGAACGAGCCGUCGAGCCUGUACAACGGUUCCGAGCGCGGAUGCCCGGCGUCGACACUCGAAGAACCACCGUACCUACCCGGUGAAGGAAACGAGGCGCUGCGCACCAAGACGCUGUGCAUGACGGGUCGCCACUACUUGUCCAGGCACUACAACCUGCACAACCUGUAUGGGCUGACGGAGGCGCUGCGCACAUACGACUCCCUGCGUCAGAUCCUUCUGCGGAGACCGUUCAUCAUCUCGCGGUCCACGUUCUCGGGUCAGGGUCGGUACUCGGGCCACUGGAGCGGCGACAUCGAGUCCGACUGGGACGCCAUGCGAUCCUCUAUUCCCUCCAUGCUGACGUUCAACAUCCUCGGCAUUCCGUUGACUGGCUCUGACAUCUGCGGAUUCUGGGACAACACGACUAGCGAACUGUGCAACCGUUGGCACGCUCUUGGCGCCUUCUACCCGUUCUCGAGGAACCACAACGCCAAGGGGAACCUCGACCAAGAUCCGGCAGCCAUGGGAGGGGCCGUAGCCGCCACUGCCAAGAAGACACUCAAGAUCCGCUACUGCUUCCUGCCCUACCUGUACACCUUGUUCUACCGCAGCCACGUGUUCGGCGAGACGGUCGCCCGGCCUCUGUUCUUCGAGUUUCCCAAGGAUGUAAACACCUACGCCGUGGACACGCAGUUCCUGUGGGGCAACGCUCUGCUGGUCCUACCCAUCCUGGAGCCGAACGCGACAAGCGUGAAGCCGUACCUUCCCCGUGGCAUCUGGUACGACGUGAUGCUGGGUCUGCCCUACCACAGCGCCGGAGAGGACUUCCAGAUGUCGCCGCUCAACGACUCCAUCUGCCUGCUCAUUCGCGGAGGUCACGUGGUGCCCUCGCAGGAACCGGCGCAGACCACUGCCGCCAGUCGACUCAAGCCGUUCAACCUCCUCGUGGCUCAAAACCAUGACGGGCUGGCGGCGGGCGAGCUCUACUGGGAUGACGGGGAGUAUGUCGGUUCCUACGAAAAGGGCGAGUACAGCCUCAUCAAGUUCGUCGCGGUAAAGAACACGGUUUCCAGCAUGUGUGUGCAUUGCGGCUACGACAGCAUCAUGCUGCUGAACGCCGUCACAGUCUACGGAGUCACGGACAAGCCGCGGGAGGUGCACUUCAACCGGCUGCCCACCAACUUCACCUACAACCCGGCGGGACAGUUCAUGAAGGUCUCCAGCCUGCAUUACCAGCUGACGAAGCCCUUCGUGCUAACGUGGAACCGCUGAAGAGGCGUUUCCUGCGGCGGUGUUCGUCUUUAAAUAAACUCCCGUGGACACCACCCAUCGUGCGAAAUAACGUUUAAGGGGCUU
This is a messenger RNA of Rhipicephalus sanguineus (brown dog tick), 1338 nucleotides long. RefSeq names its product lysosomal alpha-glucosidase-like. The transcript is spliced from 10 exons. Bases 121 to 1254 code for a protein of 377 amino acids. The record is from RefSeq and is a predicted model, not a curated record. Gene Ontology annotation, molecular function: alpha-1,4-glucosidase activity. NCBI's taxonomy places the organism in Eukaryota, Metazoa, Arthropoda, Arachnida, Ixodida, Ixodidae. Gene Ontology annotation, biological process: carbohydrate metabolic process.